CUUCACAAAUCCCAUCUUCUUCUUCUUCCUCCUUCUCAGUCUCUGCCUCUCUAGUCUGGCUAUUUCAGCGCUUUUUAGCUGAUUACCUCGCCGGCAUUUCUCUUUCUUCUCUCUCUUUUUUGUCUUUGUGUUUUUGCUUUUCACUAUGGAGAAGUCUGCGUCCGUGGCUGCUCUGUUACUGCUACUCUGUUUUCCGGUAGCUUUCUCCGGCCAUGAUUACGGCCAAGCACUUUCCAAGAGUCUUCUCUUUUUCGAAGCUCAGAGAUCUGGCGUCCUCCCUCGUAACCAGAGAGUCACUUGGCGCUCUCACUCCGGUCUCAACGACGGCAAAUCAAGCGGCGUGAAUCUGGUCGGAGGUUACUACGACGCCGGAGACAAUGUGAAAUUUGGACUUCCGAUGGCAUUCACGGUGACGAUGAUGGCUUGGAGCGUCAUCGAAUACGGCAAUCAGUUAGCGGCUAACGGCGAGCUUGGCCACUCCAUUGAUGCCAUUAAAUGGGGCACUGAUUACUUCAUCAAAGCCCAUCCUGAGCCCAACGUCCUUUACGGCGAGGUCGGAGACGGCAACACCGACCAUUACUGUUGGCAGAGACCGGAAGAAAUGACGACGGACCGAAAAGCUUACCGGAUAGAUCCGAGUAAUCCCGGGUCGGAUCUCGCCGGAGAAACAGCAGCCGCCAUGGCCGCCGCUUCUAUCGUCUUCCGCCGCUCUAACCCUGCUUACUCUAGGUUACUGCUCACCCACGCUUAUCAGCUGUUUAAUUUCGCCGACAAAUACAGAGGAAAAUACGACAGCAGUAUCACCGUUGCUCAGAAAUACUACCGAUCCGUCAGUGGUUACAAUGACGAAUUACUUUGGGCAGCUGCGUGGCUAUACCAAGCUUCGAACAAUCAGUUCUACUUGGACUACUUGGGUCGUAACGGUGACUCCAUGGGUGGAACUGGUUGGUCCAUGACCGAGUUCGGUUGGGACGUCAAGUACGCUGGUGUUCAAACCCUUGUUGCCAAGUUCUUGAUGCAAGGCAAAGCAGGACGUCACACGCCUGUGUUUCAGAGGUUUCAACAGAAGGCUGAUUUCUUUAUGUGUUCGUUGUUGGGUAAAGGCUUGAGGAACAUUCAGAAGACUCCAGGUGGUUUGAUUUUCAGACAGCGUUGGAACAAUAUGCAGUUUGUCACAAGUGCUUCCUUCUUGACCACGGUUUACUCUGAUUACCUAACUUCCUCUCGAAGCAACUUGAGAUGUUCUUCUGGAAAUGUCGCUCCUUCGCAGCUUCUUUCUUUCGCUAAAUCUCAGGUGGAUUAUAUUCUUGGAGAUAACCCAAGAGCAACGAGCUAUAUGGUUGGAUAUGGUAACAAUUUCCCUCAGAGAGUUCACCACAGAGGCUCCUCCAUCGUCUCUUACAAAGUUGACCGCACGUUUGUCACUUGCCGAGGUGGUUAUGCCACCUGGUUCAGCCGUAAAGGCAGUGACCCGAACCUUCUCACUGGUGCUAUUGUCGGUGGCCCUGAUGCUUACGACAAUUUCGCUGACAGGAGAGAUAACUAUGAGCAGACUGAGCCUGCUACUUACAACAAUGCACCACUCCUAGGUGUUCUUGCUCGUCUCAGCAGCGGACAUUCCGGUUAUAGCCAGCUUCUUCCAGUGGUUCCAGCUCCUGUUGUCCGAAGACCAAUGCCUAUCCGUAAACCGAAAGUAACCUCCCCGGUCCGAGCUUCUGGUCCAGUGGCUAUAGUUCAAAAGAUGACUAGUUCAUGGGUCUCAAAGGGAAGGACUUACUACAGAUACUCAACAACUGUGAUUAACAAAUCACCAAGAGCUCUGAAAAGUGUAAACCUUUCGAUCAAGAAUCUCUACGGACCAAUCUGGGGACUCUCAAGAUCUGGAAACUCAUUUGGUUUACCUUCGUGGAUACACUCAUUGCAAUCCGGAAAAUCCCUAGAGUUCGUUUACAUUCACUCAACAUCUCCCGCAAAUGUAGCCGUCUCAAACUACACAUUGGCUUGACCAGACAACAACAAACAACUUCGAAGGAUCCUAAGAAAUCAUAGUGUGUAUAGGUCGUGAGAAGAAGAAAUAGAAAGUGUUGGUUUUUCCCUCUGGUUCGUCAAGAACGUUGAAAGGUUUGGUCUUUUAUCUUCAUUUUUGCUUUUUUCUUUUUCGGGUUUCUCUGGUGAAUAUAAAAGGGUUGAGGAAGGGUGGAAGAAAGGUGUGAAGAGACAGUGAAGACUCUUCAAAAAAUUUAAAGAAGAGUGAAGGUGCUCAUCCUCUUUCUACGCAAAAUUCAAUGCUUUUAAAUUUAUAUAUAAAUAUAUGGUGAGAGAGAGAGAGAGAGAGAGAGAGGAAGAUAGAGAAAGAUAGUGUUUUGUGAGAUCUUCCUUCUCUUAAAAAGGGUUAUUGUGAGAUUUUGCAAGGAUUGUUUUUUCUUUCCUUGUAGCUCAAAAAACAUGUGUAUGUCUUUGUCGUUUGUGUUUUAUUUUUCUUGGUGAUCAGUUGUAACACUCAACAACAGUCCUUAAAUGAAAUGUG
Eutrema salsugineum is the source of this 2527-nucleotide messenger RNA. RefSeq names its product endoglucanase 6. The record is from RefSeq and is a predicted model, not a curated record. Gene Ontology annotation, biological process: carbohydrate metabolic process. The transcript has 9 exons. The coding region runs from base 146 to 2005 and encodes 619 amino acids. Lineage: Eukaryota; Viridiplantae; Streptophyta; Magnoliopsida; Brassicales; Brassicaceae. Gene Ontology annotation, molecular function: carbohydrate binding; hydrolase activity, hydrolyzing O-glycosyl compounds.